AUGGUUAUUGUUUUGGAUCGCUCGUUUAGGUUAGGUGCGCUAACGAGUUGUGCCCUACCCAGCUUGGUACGUGCAAAGAUGUCGGAAGUCGAGAAGGCGCAGACGGCUGUUCGUGAGAAAGACACAAUCUUCGGGAAGAUCAUCCGCAAAGAAAUACCAGCCAAAAUCAUCUUUGAGGAUGAUGAGGUUCUAGCCUUUCAUGACGUCUCACCUCAGGCUCCGGUACAUUUCCUGGUGAUACCAAAGAAACGGAUCGCAAUGCUGCAGGAGGCUGAAGAUACGGAUCAAGCCCUUUUGGGGAAACUCAUGCUGACAGCAGCUAAGGUAGCUCGCGAACUAGGACUCGAGAAUGGCUAUCGCGUUGUGGUGAACAAUGGACCUGAUGGUUGCCAGAGCGUGUUUCACCUUCACCUUCACGUCCUGGGUGGACGUCAACUUGGAUGGCCUCCAGGAUAA
This is a messenger RNA of Ostertagia ostertagi, 456 nucleotides long. The record is from the annotation of a GenBank genome assembly. Lineage: Eukaryota; Metazoa; Nematoda; Chromadorea; Rhabditida; Trichostrongylidae.